Messenger RNA from Exaiptasia diaphana, 750 nucleotides. RefSeq lists its product as uncharacterized. The transcript is spliced from 3 exons. Bases 26 to 694 code for a protein of 222 amino acids. The record is from RefSeq and is a predicted model, not a curated record. Lineage: Eukaryota; Metazoa; Cnidaria; Anthozoa; Actiniaria; Aiptasiidae.
ACAGCGAACACGAAGGAAAAUUAUCAUGUCCCAAAACGAAAAUUUAGAAACUUUUAGCGAUWWCGAUGAAUCAUGUGAUGAGUCAGAUACUUCAGAGUCCUCAGGCUCAUCAACUAGCACAGAGAGUGCGGAUUCCAAUCAAGAAAACAUGCYAGUAGAAGAGCCAUACCAAGACGAACCKCUAGCAAGUGAGAGCGAAGAAGAUGAAGAUGGAGACGAGGAUUUAGAUGUAGAUGGGCUUCGUCCUUCCACCUUAGAGGCUCGAUUUGAAGACCAGUCAACAGUGAAUGAGUGGUGUAAAUGCCAAUGCUGUCAUACCGAAUCUCUCGAGGACGCUAUGGAGUAUAGAUGCUGCCACGAAAUAACAAAUGCUAUCGGAAAAAUGGUUUUUGAUGGAUCAAUCGAACAUUUUAAGUGCAUCACACAACAUGAAGAUUUUUCAGCUUUGAUAAACAAGACAGUGUUGAUGCAAGUUGCGCCAUUACUACGUUAUCGCCGACAAACCGGUUCCACGCAAAACGAAUUUCUCAGAGCAGUUGCCUAUCGCUGGGUUAUACGCUGGAUUUGCGGAUAUAUGGGUUGGGAUAAUCGAAGACCAUUGUGUGCCUGCAUAUACAGUGCUAUUAGAAACAAAUACCCUUCAAACCAAAGGAGAGGAUAUMGAUCAAAUGAAAAUGAAAAUGACGAACAAUGACUAAACCUUUGGCUUCAAGAUACAAAGAUUUUUUGUUUUUUAUUUAAUUGCUAGAG